Molecule: messenger RNA, 566 nt
Organism: Cyprinodon tularosa
Lineage: Eukaryota; Metazoa; Chordata; Actinopteri; Cyprinodontiformes; Cyprinodontidae
Gene: rps12
Product: ribosomal protein S12
Exons: 6
Coding region: 71-541 (156 amino acids)
Biological process (GO): translation
Cellular component (GO): ribosome; cytosolic small ribosomal subunit
Molecular function (GO): structural constituent of ribosome
Source: RefSeq, a predicted model, not a curated record
AAGCGGAUCACAAAACGAAGUCGAAAUUCCCAUCUCCGCCUUCUCGGUAUUAAAGCAAUGUCGCAGCCUUAUGACGUCCUCUUUACCCGCUACCCCAGAGGAGGAAAGGAACUUUAAGUUCGCCAUCCAUCGAAAAUCUACAAUGGCCGAGGAAGGCACUGCUGCCGGAGGUGUGAUGGAUGUCAACACCGCUCUCCCUGAAGUGCUUAAGACCGCACUCAUCCACGAUGGCCUUGCACGUGGUAUCCGUGAGGCUGCAAAGGCCCUGGACAAGCGUCAGGCCCAUCUCUGCGUCCUGGCUGCCAACUGUGACGAGCCCAUGUACGUCAAGCUGGUAGAGGCCCUCUGCGCCGAGCAUCAGAUCAACCUGAUCAAGGUUGAUGACAACAAAAAGCUCGGCGAGUGGGUCGGUCUGUGCAAGAUCGAUCGCGAAGGAAAACCCCGUAAGGUGGUGGGCUGCAGCUGUGUUGUUGUCAAGGAUUAUGGCAAAGAGUCUCAAGCCAAGGAUGUCAUUGAGGAAUACUUUAAAGCUAAGAAAUGAGAUGUUAAUAAAACGUGGAAAUUAA